Theobroma cacao (cacao) is the source of this 589-nucleotide messenger RNA. RefSeq names its product small ribosomal subunit protein eS28z/eS28y. The record is from RefSeq and is a predicted model, not a curated record. Gene Ontology annotation, molecular function: structural constituent of ribosome. Gene Ontology annotation, biological process: translation; maturation of SSU-rRNA; ribosomal small subunit assembly. NCBI's taxonomy places the organism in Eukaryota, Viridiplantae, Streptophyta, Magnoliopsida, Malvales, Malvaceae. Gene Ontology annotation, cellular component: ribosome; cytosolic small ribosomal subunit.
AAUACCCAGGUUAAGAAACCAAAUCCAUGAACAUAACAGUCUUUUCCAAAGACUUGUCAAUAUAAACCCAAGUCUAGGGCUUUUCUCUCAAACCAGAAAUUCGCUACAGAAGCAGCCGCUACCCUGCGCUCUGCUCCGACCCUCGUGUUCUCUUAGCCAAGGCCUGAUCAGAAUGGAUUCCCAAAUUAAGCAUGCCGUGGUGGUGAAAGUUAUGGGAAGGACAGGAUCAAGAGGUCAGGUGACUCAAGUGAGAGUCAAGUUUUUGGAUGAUCAGAACCGUUACAUUAUGAGGAACGUGAAGGGACCGGUCAGGGAGGGAGAUAUUCUCACCCUGCUCGAGUCUGAAAGAGAAGCAAGGAGACUUCGUUGAUUAUCCUUUUAUCUUGCGUGACAUUGUUAUCGAUGUUUUGUGGUAUUAGCUAGUUUUUUAUUUUCUGCUGAGUUUUGUUUUUACUUUUGAAAGUGGCCAAUCUCAUACCUAGACUUGGAUUUUGGUGAGAAUGGUUUUACAUGGAUGAUUUGUCCUAAAUCUUUAAUUAUGUUGUUGAAUGAACUAAGUUGGUUUUGAGAUUAUGAUUUUUGCCUCCUA